Messenger RNA from Caenorhabditis bovis, 3636 nucleotides. Lineage: Eukaryota; Metazoa; Nematoda; Chromadorea; Rhabditida; Rhabditidae. The record is from the annotation of a GenBank genome assembly.
AUGGAAGAUAAUUCGAUCCUGAUGGAAGACUCUUCCAUGAAUGGCUCGGCGCCUCGAAAAUCAUUGUCCCAGCCCAGUUUGGCGACAGCGGACUCGACCGAGAAAAAGCGAGCGAUUCAUCGGCCCGUUUCGGGAACAUUGUCGAAUACGGCUGUCUCGGAUGUUCGCAAUAUUCCGAUAAUUCAGACAUGGCAGGAGAAUGAGGAGUUGAAGGGGAAAAUGUAUGCGAUGCGGUGUGAAGUUCAAAUGUACGUUCAAAAGUACAAUACGGCGAAAGACGCGAUGCACAAAAGUGUUCAAGAAGUUCUCGACGAAUACGUUAUGCUGAAAUUGAACGCCGAAGAAGCCGAGGAAAAAAUUGCCGAGUUUAAAUCGCUUAAUCAGGAAUUGAUAAGUGUUCGAGAGCAGUUGGCGGAUUCGCAAGAGAAAAUCCGAAAAUCUGAAGAAAUCAUGAAGAAGGAGCGUGAUGAGUUCGCCAAAAAGAUUGCCGAGCUUGAGGAAAAGCUGAAGCCGCCGAGAACUUCGGGAUUCAACCUGUCGACUAAUGACACUCUUGGAUCGUUCCGUCUUCCGAAUACACUCGACGAUGCAUUGAAGCGCGAUGAUCCUGACUUCACACUGAUCGGGCCCGACGAGAAAAAAUACAUGGAGCUCGAGGACAAGUUCUACACAUUGAUGGAAAAGAACGCCGAACUCGAAUUGUUGGUUCGCGAUUUGCGCGAUGAGCUCGACCAGAAGUCGGCGAGGCUCGCCGAGCUCGACAAUCAGCACGCGCAGCUCAUUGCGGCGUCAGGUGGCGGAAUUUUGAAUACGACCGACUCGAAGACAUUCGUUUAUGGCGAUGGCAAUGAAUCGACGAAAGCCGCUCAAAUCGCCUACAUCGACGAACUUGAGCAGAAGCUGAAGUCGUCUAGCGAGAAUCUUGAAAGAACGACAACCGCUCUAGCGGAUUACAUGAAUCGCGUUAGCAAAUUGGAGAAGGAAAUUCGACAUAUGAAGAAGAACACGACGUUCGAUUCGCCGUCGAUUCGCAACGAAUUAACGCCGGAUGAGUUGCGCGACGCCAUCGAGAAGGCCAACUCGGAAUUGAAUGUGUUGAGGAAGGAGAAUCGCGAGCUCCGCCAAAAAUGCAGCCAAUUGGUUGGAGGCGACGGCAAUGUCAGCGACUCGUUCGGACAAUCGCGAUUGUUUGCCGGCAUCUCGCCGGCGGCUGCUGCUGCCGACGUGCACAACGUCUCGCUAUCGCAUCCCGCCGCUACACCGCCGGCGGAUUCGUCGAUGAACGUGAAUGCGCCGAUAUUCCCGUCAGAGGCUGCUGACGACGACAGUGUCAUGGACAUGUCGUCGGUGCGCAGAAUGAAUGAGCAGGAUAAUGCGAAUUUUGCUGCGGCUCUCGCCGAAUUUGAUAGCAUCAUGAAAGAGAAUAAGCUCAACGAUACCGCUGAUACCACUGGCGAUAUUUCGAUGCCGCCGCCGAAUCGCAUGACGACGGAAUCGUUGUUGCGUGCCAAAUCGGAAAAAUCGACGCCCGAACGACACGGCGGUCAUUCGAGAACGUCGUCGGCGGUCACAACGAUGCCCGUCAAUGAUUUGGCGCCGAGGCGUUCAUCGGUUUACAUGGAAUCGAAGAGAACGACGGUCUUCAGCGCCGAACUCAUGCACGAUGUUCAGCAGAUUCUUGACUCGUCGGCGGCGCUCAUUGACGGCGCUCACGGCGCCGCUGUCGACGUGCAGGGAAUGCAGGAGAAGAUGUCGUUGAUACGCGGCGCGCUCACUCGCCUCUUCAAUCGCCUCAAAUCGUCGGCGGCGUUGUUCGAGGAGAUUCUCGAGAAGAUGGGCUCGAGUAGUCCGCUCGCCGAACGCAUCAAACAAAUGCAAUUGGCGUUUGAGACGAGCAUUUGCGAGAACGCCGAAGUCUCGCAAUUCCUUGACGCCGCCGAAAAAGAGCUGACGAAUAUGUCGAUCAACUUCUCGAUGCUCGAGAAAUCGAUGGUGUCGCAAUCGUUCGUCGCCGAUGUCACGCGACGCUUCUCGAUUGCACCGGCUCCCGACGAGCUGUUGGGAUCGUCGCUGCUCAAUGCUUCCUAUGAGCCGAUGUUCAGAAUUGGUCGCCAAAGUGUCGCUGAGACCGAGAAAGAAAUCGAGGCGCUUCGCGACGAAGUCAAAGAGUUGCGUGAGAGGCUCGCCAAAACCAAUCAACUCGAAAUGGACGCCGGCCUCGCGUCGCCGAACACCUCGAUGCUUCAGAAACAUCUCGCCGAUGUGCAAUUGCGCGCCUCGCAGAACUUUGAGGAGCUUGAAAUGUGCCAGGCGACGUUGACGCGCGUCGAGAAUGAGAAGGUGCAAUUUGAGCGCGAGCUGAAAGAGGCGAACUCGAAAUUGCGCGCCGCCGAGAUUCGAUUGGGCGAAACGGAGCGCGAACUUCGCGAGGCGAUGAGCGUCGUCGAGGAGGAGCGCAGAGUUCGUAAGGCGGCAGAAUCGAAGAUUCACAAAAUGGAAUCCGAUUUGCGGAAUGUUGAGCGAACGGCCGUUGAACGCGAGAGCUCGCUUAAGAAUGAGUUUGAGACGCAUUUGAGGGAGUCGAACGAGCGCAUCAAUCAUAUCGAGGGCGAACUUGAGCGCGCUGUUGAUCAUGUCGAGAAGCUUCAGAAGGAGCGCGAAAUGCUUUCGUCAAAACUCACUAGUGUGAAGAAUCGCGCCGAUGAGGCCGAAUCGACGGCGAACGGCUAUCUAAAUGAGAUCAACAAUUUGAUGGAUGAGAUGAAGGUGAUGUCGGAUGAUCUUGAACGCCUUCGCGCGUUUGAAAUGGAGCAGACCGAUUUGAAGAAGAAGCUCUCAGCGAAAAAGUCGACAAAUUAUGAGACUUAUAAUCGAUGCUCGCAAACGUCUGAAAAAGAGAAUGCGGUUGAUGAAACUGUGGCGGAAGCGAUUGAGAACGUCGGCAAAGAGCUCACGUCGCUCACACGAAAGCAAAUGAAGAUCAAAAUUGACAUUAGAGACGUGAACACAAUUCGUUUGGCUUGCGAGGAGAUGUGCAAACAGCUCAUCAAGGAGAAGGCGUGUCGACACGAACAGGCGGAAGCGAUGCGCGAGAUCAAUGCUGGAUUGGAUGUCAAGUUGAAGGAGAUUGAGAAAAACCAGGAGAAUGUUGAUCCGAAUAUUGUGGGGUCGAUAGUAAGAAAUGUGCCGAAAGAGCACUAUCGCGAUCCGACUCGUCAGCUUCUUCGCGACGCCACAUCGGCAACUGAUGGCAUUGUUCAGGUGUUGAAGAAGAUUGGGCAUGCGAAAGAUUCGGACGAAUUGAGGGAAAUUGUCAAGAAGGCGUUGACCGAUGCGAGACAACUUCGCGACUUUUUGCACCAGAAAAUCAUAUUGCUCAAAACGGUUGAUAUGGCGAGCGCGCACACCGAAACGCACGAGCAGCUCCUUCAACAUUUGGCUAGAAGCUAUCAAGAUUUUGCACUUGUCGAUGAGGAAUGCAAGAAGUUGCGAAAAGUCAUCGCGAAGAUGCAAGCCGCUGUUAUGGAUCCCGGCUUCGAGGUUCAGGAGCGCAUUAAGCGGGAAAUUGGGCGAAUCGCUCGCGACAUGGGCGCCGUCGCCUCACUUCAAAAGACCCAUGAAACUAAUCGAAACUAA